This is a messenger RNA of Magnusiomyces paraingens, 4206 nucleotides long. RefSeq lists its product as uncharacterized. Lineage: Eukaryota; Fungi; Ascomycota; Dipodascomycetes; Dipodascales; Dipodascaceae. Gene Ontology annotation, molecular function: L-aminoadipate-semialdehyde dehydrogenase [NAD(P)+] activity; phosphopantetheine binding. The transcript has a single exon. Gene Ontology annotation, biological process: L-lysine biosynthetic process. Bases 1 to 4206 code for a protein of 1401 amino acids. The record is from RefSeq and is a predicted model, not a curated record.
AUGUCGUCUCCAAACGAAUCGCUGGAUCUCUGGGCUCAAAAGCUCGCCAGCCCAACCCUCUCGGUACUCCCAAGCGACUUUUCCCCAGCUGAUUCAAAGAUCGUAGAGGCUACUUACUCCACACAAGUCCCCUCAUCUUUCAUCUCAAACAUCUCCACCCUAGCUAAUGACUUUUCUACCGAAUCUUCUCGCAAAGUUGAUCCCUUUGAUGUCGCUCUUGCAGCUUACUUGAUUCUCCUUCGCAAACUUACUGGAGAUGAAGAUCUUCUCGUCUCUUCAGACCUACCCAAUAAAACUUUUGCCCUCGUCCGUGCCCCCCUCACACCAGAAACUACCCUUAAAGACCUGAUUGCCUCUAUCGAAGACUUCUUUUCUCUCGCUGAAGCACACCCAGCCUCUGCCAAAGCCAUUGCUACUUACGUCAAGCAAAAGGACAACCUUGAUACUACCCCAAUCUACUCCUCAACAUCUUUUAGCAGACACUCAGUCGAUGAAUCCUUCCUCAACAAUGCAAUCAGCGUCUACUUCAAUGGACAAUCACUUGACUUUCACUAUAACUCGCUUCUCUUUAAAAAGGAACGUAUCGAAAUCAUGGCUGCCCAAAUUUUCAAAAUCGCCGCAGAACUCGUCCAAUCACCCAAUACCAAGUGCUGCACAAUACCCCUCAUCUCUGAAAAGGAACUUGCUGUUCUUCCAGACCCAACCUCUGACCUCCAUUGGAAUGAGUUCCGCGGAGCUAUCCACGAUAUCUUUGCAGACAAUGCAGACAAAUUCCCCGAUCGCACUUGUGUAGUCGAAACUGCAAAUAUCUUUAACGAAUCUUCAAAGGAACGUGUCUUUACCUAUAAGCAAAUCAAUGAGGCCUCCAAUGUUGUCGCCCAUUACCUCAUUGCCAAUGGCAUCCAACAUGGUGAUGUCGUCAUGAUCUACGCAUACAGAGGUGUCGACUUUGUAGUCGCUGUCAUGGGUACCCUCAAAGCUGGUGCUACCUUCUCUGCAAUUGACCCCGCUUACCCCCCAGCCCGUCAAAACAUUUAUCUUAGUGUAGCCAAACCAAAGGGUCUCAUUGUUUUGGAAAAGGCUGGCACUUUGGAUAAGCUUGUUGAGGACUACAUUUCUGAUAACCUUUCUCUUAAAGCUCGUGCUCCUGCCCUCAGACUCUUGGAUGAUGGUACCGUCGUUGGCAAUGGUGAGAUCUCUCCUGCUCCUCAAGACAUUUUUGCUCCCUUCCAAGAAAAGAAGAGUCAAAGAACAAAUGUGGUUGUUGGCCCAGAUAGCAACCCUACCCUUUCCUUUACUUCUGGCUCUGAAGGCAUCCCCAAGGGUGUUAAGGGACGUCACUUUUCUCUUACUUACUAUUUCCCCUGGAUGAGCCAACGUUUUAACCUUUCUGAAAACGAUAAAUUCACAAUGCUUUCCGGUAUCGCCCAUGACCCUAUCCAGCGUGACAUGUUCACUCCACUCUUCCUUGGUGCUCGUCUCCUUGUCCCCACCAGCGAUGACAUUGGUACCCCUGGUGCUCUUGCUAACUGGAUGGCCAAGCACGGUGCUACUGUUACCCACUUGACCCCUGCCAUGGGCCAGCUGCUUUCCGCCCAGGCUGUCGCAGAUAUCCCUGCUCUCCACCAUGCCUUUUUCGUCGGUGAUGUGUUGACCAAGCGUGACUGCGUCCGUCUGCAAAAACUCGCCCAAAACGUUGCAAUUGUCAACAUGUACGGCACCACAGAGACUCAGCGCUCCGUUUCGUACUUUGAAAUCCCCUCCAUUACAAACGACGCCGCCUACCUCUUGUCCCAAAAGGACAUCAUGCCUGCUGGCCAGGGUAUGCUCAACGUCCAGCUUCUUGUUGUUAACAGAAACGACCGCAAUAAGCUCUGCGGUGUCGGUGAAGUUGGCGAGAUUUACGUCCGCGCUGGUGGUCUUGCCGAAGCUUAUCUUGAGCUCCCUGAUUUGACUGCUCAGAAGUUUGUCAACAACUGGCUAGUUGAUAACUCCAAGUGGACCGCUUUGGAUGCUUCAGUCGAAGGCAAGCCUUGGACUAACCACUGGUUCGGAUCCCGCGACAGAAUGUACCGCACAGGUGACUUGGGCAGAUACCUCCCUGAUGGAAACGUUGAGUGCUGCGGCCGUGCCGAUGAUCAGGUCAAAAUUAGAGGUUUCAGAAUCGAGCUUGGUGAAAUUGAUACCCACUUAUCUCGUCAUCCUCUUGUGCGUGAAAACGUCACUCUUGUUCGCAGAAACAAGGAUGAAGAACCUAUUCUUGUGUCAUACAUUGUCCCCCAGUCUUCUGAAAAGCUUAAGGAGUACUUUUCCAAUGUCACUGACGAGGAAAUUGACCACCCAGACCCCAUGGUCCGUGGCCUUGUCAAGUAUAGACAUUUGACUAAGGAUAUCCGCGAUUACCUCAAGACCAAGCUCCCCACCUACUCUGUCCCCUCAGUCAUUGUCCCCCUGAUCAAAAUGCCCUUGAACCCUAACGGUAAGGUUGACAAGCCCAAGUUGCCAUUCCCUGAUACUGCCCAGCUCACUGCCGCUGCCAAGCACGCUGGUGAAGAGCAAAGCAAUGCUGUUUUCACCAAGAUUGAGGCCAUCAUUAAGGAAGUCUGGCUUGAUGUUCUGCCUCACCCCCACGCCAUUGAGCCUACUGAUAGCUUUUUCGAUAUUGGCGGUCACUCCAUUCUUGCAACCAGUAUGAUUUUCGCUCUUCGCAAGAGACUCACCAUGGAGGUUCCCCUUGGUUUGAUUUAUUCCCACCCUACCUUAUCUGACUUUGCUGCUAAUAUUGAAAAGCUUUCCGAUGACAAUAACGACUACAACUUAGACCGCCCUGGGUCUUCUGAAAAGCCCCAGUCGCUUGUCAGUGAUUACGCUGCUGAUGCUGAUGAACUCAAGGCUACUCUUGCUUCCAAGUACAUUGCUCCUUCUUUGCCUUUGGCUAAGGGCUCGUUCACUGUCUUUUUGACUGGUGCUACUGGUUACCUUGGUUCCUUCAUUGUCCGUGAGCUUCUCCAGCGCACUGAAACCCCCAUCAAGAUUAUCGCCCAGGUUCGUGCAAAGACCCUUGAGCAUGGUCUUGAGCGUAUUAAGAACUCAGGUAUUGCUUAUGGUAUUUGGGAAGACUCCUAUGCCGAGCGCAUUACUCCAUUUAUUGGUAACAUUGAAGAGAAACAGUUUGGUCUUGACAACAAGGCCUGGGCAGGUCUUGCCGAUGAAGUCGACUUGAUUAUCCACAAUGGUGCGCUUGUCCACUGGGUGUACCCUUAUAGCACUCUUCGCGGACCCAACGUUAUUGGUACCAUCAACAUUAUGGAGCUGUGUUCCGUUGGUAAGCCCAAGACUUUUACCUUUGUGUCAUCCACUUCUACCGUCGACACUGACCACUAUGUUGAGCUUUCUGAUUCCAUCAUUUCGGAGGGUGGCAAGGGUAUCCCAGAAAGUGACGACCUCGAGGGCAGUAAGUCUGGUCUUGGAAAUGGUUAUGGCCAGUCCAAGUGGGUUUCUGAGAAACUCAUUCGUUAUGCAGGCAAGGAGCUUGGUCUGCGUGGUACCAUUGUGCGUCCUGGUUAUGUUUUUGGUGACUCUAAGAGUGGUGCCAUGAAUACUGAUGACUUUUUGGCCCGUAUGAUGAAGGGCUGUGUACAGCUUGGGUCGAUCCCCAACAUUCACAAUACGGUGAAUAUGGUCCCUGCUGACCAUGUUGCGCGUGUUGUUGUUGCGUCUGCAUUCCACCCAGUGUCAAGCACAGAGGUUAGCGUUGCGCAUGUGACUUCACACCCACGCAUUCGAUUCCACCAGUUCUUGGGCUCUUUGGCCGUGUACGGCUAUGGUGUUAAGAUCGAGGAGUAUGUGCCAUGGCGUGUUGCUCUUGAAAAGUUUGUUGUUGGCGAGGCUAAAGACAAUGCGUUGUUCCCUCUGCUCCACUUUGUAUUGGACAAUCUGCCACAAAACACAAAGGCACCUGAGCUUGACGAUACCAAUGCGGCGGCAGCCCUUAAGGCUGAUACUGAGUGGGUCGGCAAGGAUUACAGUGCAGGUAUGGGGAUUGAUGUUAAGCAACUAGGCGUGUAUUUGGCAUACUUGAUUAAGGUUGGAUUUUUGCAACCUCCUAAGGAAAAGGGUGAGGAGGCUAUUCCUGAGAUUACUGUGAGUGAGGCCAGUCUUGAGCUUUUAGGCAAGGUUGGUGGUCGUGGUGGAUCUUCCAAUUAG